GCUCAGAGGACAGGGAGUGGCUAUUGCAGCAUCGUGCAAACUCGCACUAGCGUCAGCCACCUCUUUGGAAUAUUAGAGGAAAAUCAUAGAAAAAGUAUUGGACAGGGCCGGAUGAGAUGGACAAGAAAGGGGAGUUUACUGACAUUUCUUUCCGAUUUUAUUGUUUUGCCCUUGUUUCCUUUCUUGUUGCAUGGGUCUGCAUAUUUUUUUUCAACCUCCUCCCUCGUACGCCUCACCCUCUCUUACUCUAGUUCACAUUGCAUAUUCACUUUUGGUUUCCCAGCUAUCACUAUCGUUAAUGGGAGAAGUAGCGGAACAAUAAGCGUAGGAAGCCUGGCUUUAGAUACCCGAUCAGUUUCCCCCUCUCUUAUUUCUUUGUCUAUUGCAUAUUAAAGGGAGUUGAGAAGGACGGACUUAGCCAAGAGGGUGAGACAUACAGUCAUGAUGCUUUUUUUUUUUUCGUUUUGAUUGACCCCCCUUCCUUCCCCUUACCUGUGGUUUGGUAUUACAGCAUCCUCGACCGUUGGGUUUUUGCCGCCGAUGCC
Lasiosphaeria miniovina is the source of this 545-nucleotide messenger RNA. RefSeq lists its product as uncharacterized. NCBI's taxonomy places the organism in Eukaryota, Fungi, Ascomycota, Sordariomycetes, Sordariales, Lasiosphaeriaceae. The transcript has a single exon. Bases 112 to 393 code for a protein of 93 amino acids. The record is from RefSeq and is a predicted model, not a curated record.